CCGGCGCCCUCAAGCGGUUAUCGGUUGCCUUAAAUGCUUACCUUAUAAUCUUUAUUAUUCGUGAAAAGUAAAUCGUAUAAAUUGUUUUUAAGAUGUCCCGAUACGACUUCUCAGAGCUGCAUCUCGAGGCUGAUAUAUCUCGGCCAGGGGUGGCCAGCUAGGUAAUCUAGGGACUAGUUAACGACGACUUACACGGACUUUGCUCAGUCCUUUAACGAUGAACGACCAACAACCGGUCAAAACCAGUUCGGAUACUGGAGAUGUAGAAUCCGCGAUAAAAGUCGACAGUCCCAAACUCGAAUCCGACAAAAUUAGCAACAGGGGACGCAGCCCUGACGACGUUGGCGUAGUUCUCCAAAAUGACGACCAAACCGGAAGCGGGAGUAUUAGCCCUCCGCAAAUGACCGGAUUACCCUACUACGUGGCGAUGGGAUCCGUUACCCUAGGUGUUCUCUUGAUGGCUCUCAAUAAUACAGCUUUAGGAACCGCCAUCCCCGCAAUCACGGCGGAGUUUAAUACCGUAGAUGAUGUUGGGUGGUAUUCUUCUGCGUCUCUAAUAGCAAAUUGUGUCAUGGUACCGUUCGUUGGGAAGAUAUAUAGGGGCUUCCGGAUCAAGCUCGUAUUUAUUACCUUCAUAGUCAUCUUCGAGAUUGGGUCCUUGGUUGCAGCUCUAUCGACGUCUUCCAUGAUGCUCGUCAUCGCUAGAGCGAUAAGCGGUAUAGGGGGUUCCGGGAUUCUCAACGGUAGUUCUACCAUCGUCGCCGCCACCGUCCCGAUAGCGAAACGGUCGUUUCUAAACGGCAUCAUACUUGGCUGUUUUGCCGUGGGCCAGGCAGCGGGCCCUCUCAUCGGCGGGGCUUUGACCCAGGGGUUAACGUGGCGUUGGUGCUUCUACAUCAAUUUGCCCCUGGGUGGCCUGGUCGUUUUCCUGUUCGUAUUCGUAGUCAAGUUACCUGUAACAAGGCUCUCAGAAAAGAAUACUUCUCUCCUGGAGCGGGUUCUUGAUCUCGAUUUUGUCGGCUUUACCAUCUUUGCCGCAGCGGCUAUAAUGCUCCUGAUCGGUCUGCAAUGGGGCGGCACCAAAUACCCCUGGAAUUCGCCGACCGUCAUUGGACUUAUGUGCGGCGGAGUGGUAGCCUUCGUAGCCGUCGGAUUCUGGUUCGCUUACAAGGGAGACUCGGCCUUGCUGCCGCCCAGGUUACUUCGCAGCCGCGUUAGCAUCAUGAUCACCAUCACCUCGUUCAUGCAAAGCGGCGGGUCCGUCAAUUCUUUAUAUUGGCUGCCAGUCUGGUUCCAGGCGAUCAGAGGCGCAGACGCUCUGCAGAGUGGUAUAAUGCUUCUUCCUAUAAUACUGGCGCAGCUCUUCGCAUCCGUGGUAUGCGGAGCUCUCGUUCAGAGGACGGGCUAUUACCUUCCGGAAGUCGUUGGGGGAAACGCGCUGGUGGCGAUCGGAGCUGGUUUGACCUCGACAUUUUCUUUAGCCACUACCGAUGGGGAAAUUAUAGGAUAUCAGAUCCUCAUGGGAGCAGGUCGUGGUUUUGUCUUACAACUGCUUGUCCUUGCUAUGCAGGCGAACGUGCCGAGAGAAGACGCUUCGAUAGCAUCUGCCUACGCUAUGUUCUCUCAGUUACUUGGGGGCGCCAUCUUUUCGGCUGUCGCGAAGACCGUCUUCACCAGUUCUAUAGGAACAGCUCUUCAAGAGUUUGCUCCCGACGUCGAUCCGAGCUUACUGAUUAACACCGGCGCGACUGAGAUAACUAAAGUUAUCCCCCCGAGCCAGGUAAACGGUGCUCUCCUAGCAUACAAUCAAGCCAUUACCUAUAUAUUUUAUCUUCAACUCGCUGCCGCAAGUUGUGCUUUUCUAACCGGCUGGGGAAUGGGAUGGAAAAAUUUAAAGGAGGUAAAACAAGAGAAAGAAGUUGUAGAAAAGGAUGACGCUUGAGUGGUGAUAUGAGGCUCUGGUAUAAGAUACCCAUUGAUGAUAGAGUAUGGAAGGUUUAAC
Daldinia vernicosa is the source of this 2002-nucleotide messenger RNA. RefSeq names its product MFS general substrate transporter. The transcript has 6 exons. NCBI's taxonomy places the organism in Eukaryota, Fungi, Ascomycota, Sordariomycetes, Xylariales, Hypoxylaceae. The record is from RefSeq and is a predicted model, not a curated record. Gene Ontology annotation, biological process: transmembrane transport. Gene Ontology annotation, molecular function: transmembrane transporter activity. Bases 218 to 1942 code for a protein of 574 amino acids.